GUCUGGAGCUUCCGCGCCACGGCAUUUGUGCCAGGAGAAGCGCGGCAUGGUUGGAGGUGCCGUCAGCUCUGCGGCGCCUCCUUGAUCUCUGCGGCCUACAGCCGCCGGGCCCGCCGAAAGGCGACGACGGUUCCCAGGAAGGAGACGGCCACCUGGCCCAGCACGGACAGCUGCGAGGUGGACUUUGAGGUUCGGCAAAUCCCGGACGUGGAUCAGACCGCUGUGGCCCUGAUCCUGAAUCGCAACGCCAAGGGCGUGACCCGGGCGGUGGAGAAGCGUCUCACCGGCAUCGUGGGGCCCGAGCGCACCUUCGUGUGCUGCUGUGAGGAAGAUGCCGAGGUGGCACUGAGGGAGAUGAUGGCGGACGAGAAGUGCAAGGUGGUGGUGUGUGGCGGUGGCGAUGGCACCGUUGCAAGCUUGCUCAACCUCAUGGCCGGUUUGCGGCGUGAGGAUCCGACCGUCCAUGCGCCCACCCUUUGUGUACUCCGUUUGGGCACGGGCAAUGCGUUGGCCUAUGUCACAGGCGCCAAGAAGAACUUCCGCGACGAUUUGGCGCGCCUCGUGGCAGACCUCCUCGCGCGACCGCAGAAUGUGCCGGAGAUCCCUGCGGGUACGCUCACGCUGAAGGCGGAGGGCUUGCCGAAGAGCGCGCCGGAGCACACGGAUUGCUUCUUUGCUGGCUUAGGCUAUGAUGCUCGCAUUCUGCAGGAUUACAUGUGGCUUCGCGACAAGACCAAGGACAGCCGCUUUUUGAAAUGGCUGCUGCACAAUCCCCUGGGCUAUCUUGUGGCGCUUGUGACCCGCACGCUGCCAGUCACCAUGCGCGGCCAACAUGUGUUCCACGUGAAGGUCACGAACACGGCGGCAGCAGCCUACCGCAUGGACGCGCGCCGUGGCGACUGGGCCAUCGAGUACGGUAAGGACAAGGUGAUCUAUGAGGGUGAUGUCGGCAUCGUCUCAAUAGGCACCGUGCCCUUCUACGGAGGAGGCUUCCGGCUCUUCCCUUUCGCUGGGGUACGUCCCGGAUAUGCUCACCUCCGCCUGUCGAGCAUUCACCCCGCCGUGGCGACCUUCAACAUUCGAAAGCUGUGGAACGGCUCCUACCGCAAUCACAAGAGCGUACACGAUUUCCUGGUGAAGGACGUCAUGAUUGAGGUUGACCGACCCACGCCCCUGCACCACAGCGGGGACUUCAUGGGCACUGCGAGCAAGGUCCGGAUCCAGGUCAAUCACGAUGGUCAGACUCGACUAGUGGACUUCUUUGGGGACUGA
Messenger RNA from Effrenium voratum, 1272 nucleotides. Lineage: Eukaryota; Dinophyceae; Suessiales; Symbiodiniaceae. The record is from the annotation of a GenBank genome assembly.